AUGGAUCCCAAUGUGACUAGAGAAUCAGUGAUGUUCACGGACAGCGAUGAUGAUCUUGAUUUCAAGAAACUGCUGAAAGCUUCCAAGAGCACUGACGGUUUUCCUGAGGCGUUUAUUCAUGCUAUACGUCAUAGUACUGUCAGAAGUUUGUUAACUGAAAGUAGUACUUGUUCACCACGUUCGUCCUAUUCAGACAGUAAGUUGUUCCAAGGGAGGCUGAUUUGGUAACUGUACAGUAGCGUGGGAUGAUCCUAUCCUUUUAUGGUCAACACCGCGGCCAAACGUAAAGCGCAUGCGCGAGUUUGGAGGGAAAAUGUUUGCCGAAAUUAUAAACAAUUAUUCGAUCAGGUUUUUGUGAUAUUCAAUAUAAUUAAUUAUAAUAAGUUAUCUCAUGAAGAAUGCAAUUUUAAAAUCAGUUCUACCCACUCUAUAUAUUCGCACAUAUCAUUAUUAUUAAAGUACUCAGUCUCUUGUAUGAACUGCAGUGCACUAUUCACUUCGGAUAAGAUGGACGCUGUUGCAAUCAAUGUUUGUGCUCGUGUUUUGAUUUGUAAUUGGCUCACUCUCUGCACGCUGUGUUAGUGUUCCUGAGCCGUUUUUCUGUUUGUAUUUUCCUUCUUUAUAUUUGUGUUAACGACCGAAGUUUGAUAAAUAAAUAAAUAAAGAAUAUACUAGUAAAGAAAUUUUCCUAACCGUUAUUCCUUUGAUUGACAUCUUAGGCAUAUCAUCAUUAACUGACAGUGAUCAGUCCAGUGGUCACCAUUCCCCCAAAGAAUCAAAACUGCGCGAGCAACUAACCAUGAUCCCGGAGUCGGUGCUCGCUGCUCUAACGAACAUCCAACGAAGUCAAUUACGACGAGUGCGCGAAGACGCAUCGAACCAUCUCGAGAGCAUUCUGCGGAAUGUCGUGAAUACAGUGGAUGGAUUUUAUACAGAUCAACUGACACGAGAUCUCUUGAUUCCUGUAAAGAAAAUGAUCGGAAGUGAAGGUUGGGAUAUUUUAAUUAUCAUGUCCAUCGUUUGCUUCAAAGGGUGAACAUUCGCAGCUUAUAUUUCGGGCAUUCAGCCAAUCAGCCCUUUCUAGUGACGUCACGACCAUAAUUUUGACGUAAAUUCUUCGAUAGACCUCCAAAUUCUUCGAUAGACCUCCAAAUGGUUGCUUUCAUUCAACUUGUUUAAUACGAAUUCAGAAAAGCCAUAUCUUCUGGUGAACUAAAAAAGUGGUUUCUUUUGCUGUGUAUAGUAAAUACUAAUAAAAACUUAACAGAACUUCGUCUUCUGCCGGCGCCUAUGAUUUUGGCGUAACCGUCGCUAGUGCGCUUAUGAGAAGCAUUCACCACCUGAAAAUAUUUUUUGGCUGAAUCUGUUAAGUUUGUAUCGCGGAUUUGUUAGGGUGAUGCAAUCCUGAAUAUGGUUUGUGUAGAUGCUUGGCGGAACAUUAUCCAAGCAAUUGACUGCAAGAAUGUAACUAUCUGUAGAAAAUGCUUUGACCUUUCGAUCGAUGGCUUCUACCAAUUGUAAGCCUCCGACUAUAUACCCCCUCCCCCAUACAGGAGUCCCUCCACGUAUAAGCCCACAAUGCAUAGUCACAAACGUUUAGGCCCUGAAACUUAGCACAGCAUUCGGCAGCACCGACCUAAUACACCCUUCCGGAAAGUACUCAGCCUUGGCUAUAGGGUCGUACUCUCGUUUCCAAGAUUGAGAUCGAUAUCGGCUUUAGAUCACCUUUUAUCUUGUCAGAGGCGACACAUUUACGAAAUCGUAUAGUUACAUUAGAUAAUAUAUUAAUAAAAGUAUUUCCCAUGGUGUAUUGCCGACCUGCAAAGCAAUAUUGUAGAUUUAGGUUGGCAAGAUGUUGCUUGCAUACCUACCAAAAUUAUUCAUAUCCUGAUCAACCUCAUUCAAUAAUUUUUAAAUAUUGAACUAAUCUCAUUAUAUAGCGCGCUUCUCAUAUUUCUUCUCUGGUAUAUACCUAUGCUAUGUAGUAAUUUCAUCAUACCUGAUGACGACUGAAAUCUAGUCGAAACGGCGAACAAAACUUUUCAAAAUGUUUACCGUGAAUAUUGUAUCUCUUCCAUAACAAUGUAUUUAUUUCUUUGUAAGCUUAUGAUAAUUUUUAUUAAAGCAUUAAGGUUUUGAUGUAACUUUUUAACACACUCGUCAUAUUUCAGAAAACGAGGGAGAAACGCGAAUCAAAGACGAAAUCAGAAAGAUAUUGAAAGGCGAUACUGACGACACACGAGUGUACGUGCGUCGAGGAACACAAGUUGUUCAGAAGAAACGAAGGAAGUCCAUAGUAGAUAAGAAAAAUGAAGAAGUUGAAGAAGAUGAACACGAAAAAGAGGGAAAAGAAAAUGAAGUCGUGACAGUUGUUGCUGAAGAAGUGGAGGUAGGGCAAGACAUGGCAAAGACGAUCUGUUGAUAAAUUUCCAAAUGUCGGUAUACCAUUGGAAAUAUUUUUUUAAAGUCCUUACUACGGACAUAGUAUGGAUCAUAGUUGAAAAUAGUAUGGAAAUCCAGUUUUCAUAGUAAUUGCAAUUUCAUACUUGGAUAUAAUAUGGAAAUAGUAUGGAUUUUGUGAUGCAAUCGCAAAUUCCAUAGUAUGAAUUUCACUAUUUAUUUCCAGUUGCACAGAGGCGUAGGAAGCCUGGUGAAUUUGGCGGGGGGGGGGGGGGCACUCCCACGAGCCUCCACCAUGAUUGUUUGCAACUCACGUGUCAACGAAGGGCCUUCGCUCGAAACGUCGAAGUUCUGCUCAUAGUGGCCGUCUGAAAUCCAGGCUAGUACAAGUCACAAUUCAUUUUGUUCGAGUCCAAAUGAAGUCACGAGUUGUUAAUUGGAGUAACAAGUUAAGUCACAGGCAUGCAGUAAGCUCCAUGUAUACCGCAUAUACCCGAGCCCAAAAAAUGAAGCACAAAAUGAAGCUAUCAAAAAAUGAUGUCAGUUCUAUUGUUUUUGUCCGCGCGGUCUGCAAGGAGCGCCGAAAUUUGGUAUUUUGAAAUUAAUUACAUAUUUACAACAGCAAUACCAUAGUUUUACAAACUGAUCACUUGAUUAGCGAUACGGUCUGUUAGGAAAAACUAGAAUUAGCUGGGAAAAACGGUGGUAAUAAAACUUUGAUAGCAUUGCCAAGCAAAGUUCAGUUACUAGAAUAUCAAACCUCCGUUCUAAAUUCCAAUGUUUUGCUUAUAUUUUGGAGAAACAAAACUGGAGGGAGGGGGGUAACAUGGUUGAUUGAGAGGGGUUGGCUUUAUAACAAACAUACUUGCAGGGAGGUGAGUCCGGGAUUGGGCUUCGGGAAACUUCCAGCCACCUGAGGUGCGUCCAAUCCCGGACUUACCGAAUCUGCAAGCAGCCUCGUCCCCGGCGCUUUGAUGUUGCGUGACGAGCGCGGGAGGACACGCGUGGGGAGCAACGCACCUCGAUUCCCGCGCGUGCGUCACGCAACCCGUACGUAAGCACAUCAAAGCGCCAGGGACGAGGCUGAUCUGCAAGUAUGUUUGGUUUUUAUCACAUGCCAUUUCGGUAAAAAGUAUUAAAGAAUUUACGCAUUUUAGUAUAUAAUUUCUUCAGUGUUUGGAUAACGAACAUUUUAGCCGCCAACAUACUACGAAAACAGACAAACUUAGGCUCAAAUUGGAGCUAAAACAAUUCUCUACAAUAUUCCCUCAUUCUUGAAAAGAGAAAAUGCACACAUUCUGCGAAAACAUUGCCAAGAUUUUAAUAUAUAAACCUGCACGUGCCGAACAAAUUUCGGCGGCCAUUCUUCUCUUCCACUUUGAAUACAGAAUAAAUAUUCCAUUUUCAUCAAACAAAAUAAAAAAAAUAAUAAUUAUAAAACAAUUAAAAACAGUUAAUUUAUUUUUUAUUUACAUUUUCGUCGGAAAUUUGUUCAAAUCACUUCAUAAUGGCCGCCGCCGAAACAUCGAUCUCGAACCCACCUCCUAAACACACGUCAGCAGGUGGGUUCGAGAUUGAACGCACCUCCUCGUAGCCAAUAGGAAAGCCGCUAAUACGCUAGGUAUGAGAUAAUGGCCCUGUCUUCUAAGCAUACUGAAACCAUUAAUAAACAGAUUAAGUGGUAUAGUUUCAAUCUCUGCCUGGGGCUCCUCACUGAUCAUAGAACUUAAUCGUAACAACAUAUUUCAGCGAAAAUCUUCCUUGUUUAAUCAUAUAUUCUAGAAGCCAGUUUGUCAAGUGAUGUUAAACCUUAUCGAUGACCUUGGGGAGAUAUCCACAGACCGCCAAACCCUACUGACUGAGGUACUUGAAUGGAUGGAGAGAUAUCCACCUGGUUCACUUCCAGACCUUUGUGACACACCCUCGGAAGAAUUUCAGCAAGAUGAAGUAACCGAUGAAAAAAAUUUGUUUACUGAUUGGGAGGUAACGAAGAACAUACGACGACUGACGCUGCUCUCCGAAGAGAUGGGUCUAGUGAAAUUGGAUAAUAAUGACGGCGGGAAUAAAAAAGAUAAAGGAGAUGACAGGAGAAAGUUACUUGAAGAAAAAAUGAACAAACAAAAAUCAAGAUAUAUUGCAACUAAAGUUUUUGAUGGUAUGUCCCAGACCUCUCAACUUUGUAGCCAUGAGUAAGAUGUACGAGUAGGAUUUGAGACAGCAUCCUUGUGGAGGGUCGGGGUAUCCUGCCCCGAAAACAUUUCUGGAAUUGCUAACAUCUGAAAUGCCAUUUCCUGUAUUUUGAAAGCUCAUUACCUUUGCUAGGACGUUAUGUUUUUAUUGGCGUUUACUUAUGUGUAUCUCAAACUCAUUAACAAUUCACGAGUAAAUUAGCUAUAUUGCUCUAUUUUGCUCGCAUGCUAAUAGUGCUGGAUACCGCGUGAAAUAUAUUGGUCCAGUAUUGUCUGUGCCAGUGUAGGUGGUGCCAAUAAUAUGAACAAGCUUUCGUUGGUAGGGAUGCAACUACCUGAAAAAUAUAAGGAGAAUUUCGAAGUUUCGAGCGAACGCCCUUUCUCUAGAGUUACUGGACUUCAAAAUUCCUUAUAUUUUUCAGGUAGUUGCAUCCCUACCAGGAUCAAAAUUAAUUCGCCUCACUAUAAGUGGUAAUUUAUUCGUAUGAGAUGUCAUUUCAAAUUAUCCAAUUCGGACUGGACUAGACCUAAAGUCCUCACAUUUGAUCGAUCAAAUUGCGCGGACUUGAGACCUAGUCCAGUUCCCAUGUAUAUAGUUGGAUUUGAAAUAUUGUUGGAUUUGAAAGGUGAUUUAUCACUAAUUGUUCUGGAGAUGAGAAUUUGCUUAACUUCCCAGGGAUGAAGUUUAUGAUAUGCUCAUAGUAAAAACAGAAAACAGUUUUGGUCACCGAACUCGUUUCGCAGAUAUGACAAGUGCAAUAUACUACUUUUCCUCCAUAUGGUGCCAUCUUGACCCUUUUACGAGUUACAGGAACAAUGUAUUUUAGAAUUAAAGAAUGCAAUUCCACUGUUUUAUUUUAGCUGAGUCACUAGGGGAGCCCAAAAACUGGCGGAGUGCUUCCAAUGCAAUCAGUCAAGUUCUCGAAGAAGCGACGACAUCAACCACAAAUCCACGAAGUAAACAAAUGUUCGGCAAUGCACACAAACAAUUUCGCUACAUGACUGAGUUGGCCGAGAAACGACAAGACGAGAAAAUUAAACUAGACGUGCAGUUCACUACGGUUUCAGGAAAGUUAAGUAAAGAGAAAAAAGAUGUGAAAGCUCUGAGAAAGAAGAAGCAAACGUUAGAGACUCAAAUUGAAAGAUGUCAGGAUGAUAUUGUAGAGCUGAAGAAAGAAGUGGUAUGUUUGGUUUAGGGCUCCUUUCCACUCAUCGCAAAAAACAACUUGCGAGCUCGCUAUAUUUUUGCAGGGGUUAUUACUAAACUUUGCUAAAUCGAGGUUUUACUAAAUUAAUUUCGCCCUCAGCCCGGUUUGAUAAACAUCUGUGGUGACAAUAUACGCACCAACAUGAAGAUCCUGGGGGUGAGGUUUAUCAAUAUAUUAAAAGUUCGAUUAGUAUUAGGUAAAUGUUUUCGUCAAAGCCAAUAUUGCAAUCAUGGAUUCGACAAGGCAAAUAGGUUUACUAAGUUGGCCUAAAAACCACUAAUUUCCUAUUCCACAUUUGAAAUAAGCGGGUUUUGCAGGCCAGAUAAUUUCAUUGACACUAUUCAAACACGAAUUGUUGAAAAAAAAUACUGAAUUGUUAAAAUCUCUUCAAAUCUUUUUCUGCUACGCAGGCUAUGUCGCUGCCAGUGUCUGCAUCUAAUUAAAAUAAACUGUCUAGUAUUGUGAUUGGUUGAAAUCAUUCCCAGCGAGCUUACGAAUGGACUGUUGCGAUACUGUAUACCAGAGCAAGCGCUUUUCACCUCUGAGAUGGUGCGUUCGAUUCUCGCUACGAACUCAUGUGAAAAGAGUCAGUCAACGCUCUGCCGAAAGUCGUGGGUUUUCUCCGGUCACUCUGGUUUCCUCCAACAGGGAAAGUUGAUAUGGUGGGUUAGGAUAAACACAGUUAAUAUAGUAUUAUCACAAUUUAAAGACAAACGGUCUAGGCUAUAAGUAUGUAAUUAGGUAAGCGUAUAAUACUUGGUGUAAAGCGCAUUUGAUCAUAUCGACAUGUAAAUUGCGCUAUAGAAAUGCUAAUAUUAAUCUUAGUCAAUUUGAAAUUUGACGUCAGCCCUCUGCAAAUACCAGAAGGAGAAGGUCAAAGUCAGAAGGUAAAAAAAACUGAUUUAGAAAACUGUGGCACUGGAGCUAUUGGCCCAUUUCAUUUAAUACAUGCAGGCACACCCCCCUCCUGUCGAGGAGUCCCUUAGGAUAUAAACAAUUUGGAACCUCCUUGGAUGCAAUUUUUGGAAGUUACCCCUUAGGAUAUCGUUUUCCCCUCUUGGUUAUCACUAAAACACCAACUAUGAGCCCAGCUAACCGGAAAAUUCAUCUGAGAGAGAACCGCAUGCCCUUUGUGAAAAUUCAAUAGGUGAUCUCACCUUGCGCUAGGCCGGCGGGACCUCAGUCAAGUGGGAUAAACUUUUCCAUAUGAAUGCUUUUAAUCCCACCUGACCACGAUGGACAUUAUUUGCCGAUGUUGACCUAUAAUAUAGUAUUGAACGGCAUUGUCGGAUAACAUAAACAAAAAAGAAAUAUUACUUGACCUAAACAGACACUAAUAAAAAUAUAUAUUUCGUUGUUUCGUCCCAUCGAGGCGAGAUAUCAUUGUAGGGGUGGGGUAGAAACUGCCACAUGAACACAGAAAUAACCAUCCCACUCAUAUGAGCUUUGAACAGAAACAUUGAGUGCUAUAUAGGUUGGGGGUGGCACCGAAGAGAAAUAAUUUCUGGGUAAAAAUUUAGCUGAUCCAACCAUUAAAAAGUCAAUAAUUUUCCAUCUUUGGCCAAAAACCUCACAAAAGGAUACUAUUCGGUUGUCACACAUGUCCUUUACCACUUCUGUAGCACGAGUUUGAUAACUGCUUGUGCAAUUUUCUCCUGUGUAAAGCUUCAUGUUGUCUGAACAUGUACUUUCUUUGGAGACACUAUUUGCCUCCUGAUAAAUUAGAAAAUGAUCAAAAUAGUGACUCUGAUUGAUUGAGUGAUUGAUUUACAUAUUGUAUUGACAUUCUAGUCUUGAAUAUUAGAGUGAGUCAUGCUUUGGAAAUAACAGUAAUUUGUUUAUUACCCAACCCUUGAGUUGUUUUGCUUUUCAUUUACUCAUUCGAAAUUUUGUUUACCCAACCCUUUUCUUUUCGGUGCCACCCCCGCCGCGUAAAUAAUUUCCGGGCCCUUACCAAUAACAUGAAGAUAUUUUUAUUAUGUUUUCAUUCUUGAACGAAAUACAGGAAGUUAGAGACGAGAUAAUCAAGGAAAGAUCAGAACAAAUUUAUGAACUUGAAUGUCUUAAUGAAGAACAGGAAGAGACUUUGAAGACUGAACGAGAAUCCAAGAAUCAAGCACCACCACCUGUUGCACAACCACUGACACAACAGCAACAGCAACAACAACCUAAACAACAACAACAGCAACAACAACGGCCACAAAAAGAAGAAACAAAACAGCAAGCAACCACAAGUAAAGAGGAAAUGUCAAGUUCUGAAAAACAACAAAGUCAACAAGCUAAGCAAAAGACAACGAGGAGAGCUUCAAAGGAAGGUGGAGUGAAAGCAAAGAAGGAAAACAAGGAAGAAGAUAAACGAAAGAAGCAGGAAAAGGAGGACGCACGAAGGACCUCGGUGAUAAUGUCCUUAAAAGAAGCGAAAGCUGAGCUGGAACAAAUUAGAAAGGCUGGCGAAGCAAGGGAAAAUUUAGUGAAAGAACUGAAAAUGAAACUGGAAACAGAAACUGGAAGAUUUGAACAAGAAAAGAUAAAGUUAGAAGAAGAAAUACAGUUUCACAAACUACAAACUGAAAGUAAGCAUUCUAAAAAUCUUUCAUAAGUGCGCUGUCCCUUACCAGCAGAGUUGCCAAAAAUUUCAAGUUUUCAAACCUUCCUGUCAAUUAAGGAUUUUUCAAGUUGCAAAAUAUAUAAAUGAUGUCAUUCAAAAAUCAAAAUCGAAUUCUUAUUCCUAUUUCCUUAGUACGUUGAUCAGCUGGUUAAUUGCAUUGUACCCACAACACAUGAAUUUAACAUGAAUAUAGCAAUAUAGCCUUAUUGAAAAUUGAAAUUUACUAACGUUUCGUCUUUAGCUCAAGACAUCUUCGGAGUAUAGUAUGACAAUUACAAAUGUUUAAUAUGAACAAAUUACUAUUUACAAUAUAGCAUAAACCUAGUUUCAAGUGUCAUUUAUGUACUGUUUAAUAAACGAGCAGGAGUGUUCUUUAUAUAAAGAAUAUUAAGUAGGAGAAGGUUUAAUAGGAAUAAAGUCACUGCGCAUGACGCAUUAUCAGUGAUUUAACAGGCUAAAUUAAGCUUAUGAACUAUUAAUGUUUGAAGCAUACGCUAUGCUGGCCAUAGUAUAAACGUAACAGUACAAACAGAUGUAUAUGCCAUGCGCACUACCCAAGUACGCGAUCCGCGAUCCCCAGAAAGUAGAGUGUUCCACAUAAUCACUGUAAACAUUCCUCCAAGGGCGUCAAUCUAUCCCAAAAAGUGGGGGGGGGGACGGACUCCAAAUUAUGAAGGUCCGGAGGCAUGCUACCCUAAAUUUUUUUAAAAUUUUGGUACACUGAAACGGCAUUCCCAGCGUUUUGGAGGCACUUAUAAAGUUAUAUUACAAUGUGCAUCAUCUUAUUAAAUCCACGUGAGAAAUGUGAGAAUGUUAACCAUGUAAGAAAUACUCUAGAAACCAACAUGUCCUAGCCUGUGAACAGACGUUACUCUCGAUAAACAUGUCCUCACUCGAAUUUUAUAAUGCUAAUAAUCUAUUAAUUAACCAUUUGCCUUAUUUUGAUGAUAAUCAUCUAUGUAAGGGAAACUCAGUUAAUCAAUAUUUAUUAGCACCUGGAAAUUUACAUAUAACUUCUCUUUAGUGGCGGACACUUUACGAAAUAUUGGGGGAAGGAAAAAAUUUAAAAUUUGGAUCCCGGAAAUGGCAUUUGCAGCAUUCUGAGAACACAUUUUGUAAAAAACUAGGUUUUCAAAACACUGUUUUAAUGGUCGGCAUUCAGUUAUAAAUCACAUGCGAAGCAUAGAAAAACAACAUUUCAGAGAAAAUAUUUACAUGAUUAUUAACAUUUCUGAAUGGAAUUGCAUGUAAAAAUUUAUUCGCUAAGUGAGUGAAAUUUAUUCGCUGCGCACGCUUUUGUUUUUGUUAACAUAAUUAAAAUUGCAAUGUUAAUUGAAUUAUCCGUUGUUUUUGAGCAUAAUAGUUUAAUACGCAUUCAAAUAUUAUUGUGCAGCAGUAGUAUAAGUAGUAUAAGCUUCAAAAACAACAAAAAAUCGACAAUGACAUUUAAAGAAGUGCCUGUUGCAAAAAGUUGACCUCCUAGUGUCCGUCAAAAAGAAUGUAUAAAAUGCGUAUGUUGUGUCUUGUACAGUACAGAAACGUAUAUUAUUAUAUUGUUUGGUAUAUUGCUUACUGUUUUAGCUUAAGUUUUAUCAAAUAGUUAUUAUUUAAUAUGACAAUUACGUUAUAUGAGUGUGAUUUGUGUUAUUUGGCACAAGAUUUUUACAGUCUUUCAAAAUUAUUCGGUGUCCGCCACUACUUCUACCCUAGUGUCCGCCACUACUUCUCUUCAUUAAAUAUUACAUAAUAUGAAGGUGCAAGCUAACUGUAAUAACCUUGUAGGGUUAGACGAGACAGUUAAGACGCAAUUAUUUUUAAGUAUUUACAAUUUUACAUAUGAGAUAUCAGUACUUGCUCCGAGCGGCUACAGAAAGAUCAUACGUUGUACUUCUUCCGUAUUAAAUGUCUUCCUUUCAAUCACAAUUUUUGAUGAACAGCAUACCAUGCAUUAGGUUUUUAGAUAACCAAGAAACAAAAUUUCAUUAAACAUGUCAAAAAGUGGGGGAUAAUUAGAUAUUCGUCCCCACUCCAAAAACUGGGGGGGUGCGUCCCCCCAUCCCCCCAGGAUUAACGCCCAUGCAUUCCUCACUCACCUCGCAUAUGGUAAACUGUCCCCACGGAUGGUACCUGCAUUCUUUUUGCAACUCUGUUACUGUCUAUCCUGCUUUUCAGUUUAUUCCUAAAAAUUCAAUACAGACACUUUGUUGUGUUCCUUCGGUGGCAUAUAGUCGGUUUUCCCACUGAUCUGGGUUUUCCACUUGGCAAAAUCUUGCGGGCGGAGCGGAAUUAUUCAAGGUUUUGUGCGAUUUCUCGGGUGGAACUAAUUAGCAAAGACAAAGAAAAAUUCCACUCCGCGCGCAACGUUCCGUCUGGUGGAAAACCGAGGUCCUUCAAUAAAUUUCUCUCUCUAAACUCAGGCGCUAAGAAACAGCUCGAGAUCGAGCAGGAGGCAUGGGAACAAACCAAGAACGAAAUGUUACAAGAAAAAGACAAAUUAACCAAUGAGAUUCAAGCGAAGGAAGAAAUAAUUAAUUUCCAAGAACAACGAAUUCAGGAGGUUGCCCGCGAGAUGACACUAAGCCUCAUGCGUGCAGGCUUGCAGGCUAACACGAACACGGCACGUGGCACUGCUACAGAUAAGUUAUUGGAGUCGAAACAAUUGUUAGCUAAACUUCAUCUGCAAUACGAGUAUGAAAUGGAGAAAUUACGGGCGUACGUGAAGCGAGAGUCCGAGCGGCAACAAGCUGAAACAAGACGGCUGGAAACUGAGUUCAAAACAAAUCUAAACAAUAUCUACAGGGAUACGAGUGUUAUUUACCGAGCAGUGAACAGAUUUAAAGAAUGUCUAGCUGCGCUAUUUGAUCGGGAAAGUAAGUGAUUUCACUGUUAAGAUAGAGAAUGGGAAAGGAGGGGGGAGGGGGGCUGAUAGAAUAUAAUUAACACCCUCAAUUUUUGCUAUAUUUCGCUUUCUCUGCAAUUUUUGCUACAUUUUGUUUUCUUAUAACAGAUAUACAUUUACAUAGAGAUAUAAUAAUAACUAAAA
Paramuricea clavata is the source of this 11448-nucleotide messenger RNA. The record is from the annotation of a GenBank genome assembly. NCBI's taxonomy places the organism in Eukaryota, Metazoa, Cnidaria, Anthozoa, Malacalcyonacea, Plexauridae.